Molecule: messenger RNA, 906 nt
Organism: Paramecium pentaurelia
Lineage: Eukaryota; Ciliophora; Oligohymenophorea; Peniculida; Parameciidae
Source: the annotation of a GenBank genome assembly
AUGGUAUUAAACAACAUUAUUGGAAGAUUAUAAACUUUAGAAUAAUAAAAUAUUGAGCGUGUCUCAAUUGGAUACAUUCUUGUAGCAUAUUUUUUUCAUAGUCUAUAAUUUACAACCUAUAAGUAUGCUCACUUUAAUAUUUUAACACAGGCAUUAUUUUUUAGGUCCUUUUUUACUUUAAUAAUACUUUUCUUUGGAUAAUAUAAGUAUGAUUUUUAUCCUAAAGAUAAAGUUCAACUAUUGUUUUUUUCAUAACUUUUAGUAGCUAUAGGAGCAUCUUUUUUAUUUUAUGGAAUCUAUUAUAUUACUACUUCAGAAGCAGCUGUAAUAAAUUCUACUACAGCUGUGUGGAGUUAAAUAAUAAGUUUAAUUGUCAAUAAAGAACCAAUAACUAAAAGCAGAAUGAUUAAUACAUUUAUAUGUAUAAUUGGGAUAGUAUUGAUAGUAAAUCCAAAACUAUCUCAAGAGAAUGAUAUGCAAAGAAUUAUUGCUUGCUUAAGUGUAUUGAUUUGUAGUAUUGUCUAAGCAGCAGGGUUUAGCAAUUUAAAGUAAAUUGGCAAGGAUGUAAGACCAACAAUAACAACAUUUUAUUUUCAUCUUGCAGUGAUCUUUGUUAUGAGUGUUCAACAUCAAUAUGUAGCUAUAUUUGAGUACUUUGACCACUAUUUUUUAUACAUUCUAGCUUAUGCAUUAUUUAGUUUAUCUGGACAUUUAUUAUAGUUCAGAGCUUAAGCUUUAGUAUCAUAUGAAAAACUAUGUAAUUAUCCAUUUUCUUAAAUGAUUUAUUAGAUAUUUUUUGAUUAUUUUAUUUUUGGGAAGAUAUUAUCAAUUUAAGGGUUUCUUGGAGGAGGUUUGAUAGUGUUUGGUAUUUUUAAAUAACUUUAAGAGGAUAGAAAAAUAAAAUGA